Molecule: messenger RNA, 1989 nt
Organism: Diospyros lotus (date-plum)
Lineage: Eukaryota; Viridiplantae; Streptophyta; Magnoliopsida; Ericales; Ebenaceae
Product: pentatricopeptide repeat-containing protein At4g21065-like
Exons: 1
Coding region: 69-1931 (620 amino acids)
Biological process (GO): RNA modification
Molecular function (GO): zinc ion binding; RNA binding; protein binding
Source: RefSeq, a predicted model, not a curated record
GUGACCCACCGGUGCCAAAUUAGGUGCAUAAAACAAGAACCCGCAAAGCCCACUCAGCACGAUAUGAUAUGCCCCCAAUUCUGGACGCAUUAUUUGCAAGAUCUCUCUAUUCAUCUACAAACCAAAUCUCUGGCUUCAGGCUGUAUUCAAGUGGAAGUGGUGGUGGUGGUGGUGGUGUUCAGGAAAACCCAAAACCUUUCAUUCUCAAACAAUGCAUUGCUCUUUUGUUAACGUGCGCCUCUUCAAAGUACAAACUCAGGCAAAUCCAUGCCUUCUCUAUCAGACAUUGGGUCCCUCUCAGCAGCCCAGACAUGGGCAAGCACCUCAUCUUCAGACUCGUGUCUCUCUCAGGAUCCAUGGCUUAUGCCCACCAAAUCUUUACCCAAAUCCAAAGCCCAAAUAUUUUCACUUGGAAUACCAUGAUUAGAGGCUAUGCCGAGAGCGAAAACCCGAGUCCAGGGCUUCAUGUGUACCGGGAGAUGCGUGUGAAUUCCAUUGAACCUGACACGCAUACUUACCCUUUUCUUCUCAAAGCCGUUGCUAAGAUUUUGAAUGUUAGAGAGGGCGAGAAGGUUCACUCUGUUGCUGUGAGAAAUGGGUUUGAUUCGUCGGUCUUUGUUCAGAACACCUUGGUUCAUAUGUAUGCUGCUUGCGGCCAUGCUGAGAGUGCACAUAAGGUGUUUGAGUUAAUGCCCGACAGAAACCUUGUGACUUGGAAUUCUGUGAUUAAUGGUUUUGCACUCAAUGGGAGGCCCAAUGAGGCUCUGACCCUUUACCGGGAAAUGGGUUUAGAUGGUGUUGAACCUGACGGGUUCACUAUGGUUAGCUUGCUCACUGCUUGUGCGGAGCUUGGGGCCUUGGCAUUGGGUAGGAGGACUCAUGUUUUCAUGUUGAAGGUUGGAUUGAAUGAGAAUUCUCAUGCUGCUAAUGCUCUUUUGGACCUUUAUGCAAAAUGUGGAAGCAUUAGGGAGGCAAGGAAGGUCUUUGAUGAGAUGGAAGACAGGAGUGUGGUUUCUUGGAAUUCAUUGAUUGUUGGUUUGGCUGUGAAUGGAUUUGGAAAAGCAGCACUUGAGCUUUUCAAGGACUUGGAGAGACAUGGAUUGGUGCCCACAGAGAUCACUUUUAUAGGGGUGUUAUACGCCUGCAGUCAUUGUGGGAUGGUCAACGAGGGCUUUGCUUAUUUCCGGAGGAUGACCGAAGAAUUUGGAAUCAUGCCGAGGGUCGAACACCAUGGUUGCAUGGUUGAUUUGUUGGGAAGGGCAGGGUUGUUGAAGAGGGCAUAUGAAUACGUCCAGAGCAUGCCAAUGCAGCCUAAUGCUGUAAUUUGGAGGACCUUACUAGGUGCCUGCACAAUGCAUGGCGAUUUGGCUCUCGGGGAGACUGCAAGAGCCCGACUUCUGCAAUUAGAGCCUAAGCACAGUGGGGAUUAUGUCCUCCUCUCCAAUCUUUAUGCAUCCGAGCAGCGCUGGACAGAUGUGCAGAAUGUAAGAAGGUCGAUGCUGAAAGAAGGGGUGAAGAAAACACCGGGCUAUAGCCUUGUGGAGCUAGGAAAUUGCGUCUAUGAAUUUGUCAUAGGAGAUAAGUCUCAUUCGCAAAGUGCAGAGAUAUACGCGAUGCUGGAACAGAUUGUGAAGCUAUUGAAAUCGGAAGGUUACGCGCCUCGUACAGCCAAUGUGCUCGCAGACAUAGAGGAAGAAGACAAGGAAACGGCAUUAUCAUAUCACAGUGAGAAGAUUGCAAUUGCUUUCAUGCUCAUUAACACGCCAGUUAGGACUCCUAUUACCGUUGUGAAGAACCUGAGAGUGUGUGCAGAUUGUCACCUUGCCAUCAAACUCAUCUCAAAGAUUUACGAUCGCGCGAUUGUUGUGAGGGAUCGCAGUCGGUUCCACCAUUUUAGAGAUGGACUUUGUUCCUGUAGGGAUUACUGGUAAAAUCAUCUUCAAAUGAUUCUAUUGUUGAAAUAAUUCAACAAAACAAACUUGUUUUUUA